AUGGUUGCGGAUAUGAGGAGUAGAAUGAGUUUGUUUGUUGUAGGGCUAUCUCGUCUGUCGAGUAUGGAAGGUAAGGCUGCAAUGCUAACAGGUGACAUGGAUAUAGCAACGUUGAUGGUUUAUGUGCAACAGGUUGAGGAAGAGAAGAUGAGGGAUAGGGAGGAGUUCAGAAAUAAGAAGGCUAAGACGUCAGGAAAUGAGUUUGGGCAGCGAAGAAAUAAUGUGAAUCGGGUAGUGUGGCACAAGGGGGUAACUGGGCUCAGUCAUGUGCUAAGUGUGGUAAAACCUACCCGGAGCAAUAUAGCCCAAUCUGCAUCAAUUGCUCCACCAGACAGUGAUGCACCUAGAGGAGCUACUUCCAGCACUGGCGGAGGAUCAAAUCGCCUUUAUGCGAUCACUAGUCGUCAAGGGAAAAAGAAUUCCCCAGAUGUUGUCACUGCUCCUUCAAAUGGAGAGGUGUUAGAAGGAUCUUAA
Solanum verrucosum is the source of this 474-nucleotide messenger RNA. RefSeq lists its product as uncharacterized. The transcript has 4 exons. The record is from RefSeq and is a predicted model, not a curated record. Bases 1 to 474 code for a protein of 157 amino acids. NCBI's taxonomy places the organism in Eukaryota, Viridiplantae, Streptophyta, Magnoliopsida, Solanales, Solanaceae.